This is a messenger RNA of Lodderomyces pseudojiufengensis, 4251 nucleotides long. It is a transcript of the gene YOR1, whose product is annotated as ATP-binding cassette transporter. The record is from RefSeq and is a predicted model, not a curated record. Gene Ontology annotation, cellular component: plasma membrane. Lineage: Eukaryota; Fungi; Ascomycota; Pichiomycetes; Serinales; Debaryomycetaceae. The coding region runs from base 1 to 4251 and encodes 1416 amino acids. Gene Ontology annotation, biological process: transmembrane transport. The transcript has a single exon. Gene Ontology annotation, molecular function: ABC-type xenobiotic transporter activity; ATP hydrolysis activity; ATP binding.
AUGUUUCAUACUACUAAAACUAACAAUCCAUAUCUACGAUCAUCAAGUACAAUGUACGACAAUAAUGAUAAUAAUAAGUCUCUGCAUAAUAUAUUUACCGAAAGUUAUCAUAACCAAAACCCGGAUGCUACCAAUAUAAACAAUUCAAAAGAAAUAGAAAAUCGGCAACUAAAUUAUUACUAUCAGAACCAUCAUCUAUUCAAUCAAUCAUCAUCCUCGUCAUUAUCAUCCUCAACAUUAGAGUCACAACCAGAACUAACUAAUCAAAAAAGAUUAUUUUCAUGGUUAUUUUGCAAAAAUGUUCCUCCAAUACCAAAUGAAAAUGAAAGAAAAGAUUAUCCAUGGCAUAUAACUAAUCCAUUAAAUCGUAUGGGAUUUUGGUGGUUAUAUUCUGUUUUAAAAAUUGGUUACAAGAGAACAUUAGAUCCUUCAGAUUUAUUUAAAUUAACUCCUGAAUUAAAAGUUGAAUAUAUGUAUGAUAAAUUUAUAAACAAUUUAAAUCCAAUAAUUUCAAAAGAUCAAUAUAAUUGGCCAAAAUAUGCUAUACCUUAUGCUUUAUUCCUUACUUUUAAAAAACAAUAUAUUUUUUCAUGUAUUUGUUUAGCAUUAGCAUUUGUUUGUAUUUCUUGUUCACCAUUAAUAACUCGUCAAAUUAUUGAUUUUGUUCAAUAUAAAUAUUUUGGAGUAUAUACUACAUAUAAUAGAGGUAUUGGAUUAACUAUUGGAUCAGUUAUAUUAAUAUUUAUAAAUGGUUUAUUAUUAAAUCAUUUUUUUCAUAAUGCAAUGAUUUGUGGAGCUCAAUCAAAAGCUAUAUUAACAAAAGCUUUAUUAAUGAAACUGUUUAAAUUAAAUAAUGAUUCAAGAUAUAAAUUCCCCGUGGGUAAAAUUACUAGUUUAAUGAGUACAGAUUUAUCAAGAAUUGAUUUAGCUAUUGGUUUCCAACCUUUAAUUUGUUGUUUUCCUAUACCAGUUAUAAUAUCUAUUGUUAUUUUAAUAAAAAAUAUGGGAGUUGCAGCAUUAGCUGGUAUUGGAUUAUUCAUAAUUUCAUUAUUUAUUUGUGUGAUAUUAACAAGUGUAUUAUUUAAAACAAGAGAAAAAGUUGUUAAAUAUACUGAUGAAAGAGUUUCAUUAAUGAGAGAAAUUUUAAAUAAUUUAAAAAUUAUAAAAUUUUAUGCAUGGGAAAAAGCUUAUAAAUUAGCAAUAUCAAAAAUAAGAAAUAAAGAAAUGAAUCAUUUAUUUACUAUAAAAGUUUUAAGAAAUUUUAUAACUGCUUAUGCUGUUACUUUACCUGUUUUAACUUCAAUGAUUUCAUUUAUAACAAUGUGGGGAACAAAUAAUAUGAAAAGUCCAGGAGAAGUAUUUAGUUCAUUAUCAUUAUAUGCAAUUUUAGCUCAAGCUAUAAUGUUAUUACCUAUUGCAUUAGCUACUGGAGCAGAUGCAUUAAUUGGAUUUCAAAGAUGUAAUGAAUUUUUAUCAGCACAAGAAUUUAAUGAAGAAUUAAAUCAAAUUUUAAUUAAUCCUAAGAAUCAAUAUUAUUUUAAAAAUGAAGAUAUAGCAAUAAAAGUAUCUCAUGCAGAUUUUUAUUGGGAAAAUCAUCAUACAAUCAGUUCCAAAGAAGAAGAAAAAGAAAAUUGGGAUUCAGAUACUUAUGAUAUGGAUUCAACUACAACUCAAGGUAGCUCAUUAGGUUUAUCUGAUGUUAAUAUAACUAUCAAAAAUAAAGAAUUAGUUAUAAUAACUGGUCCAAUAGGAUCAGGUAAAACUACAUUAUUAAAUGCAUUAGCAGGAUUUAUAAAAUUAUCUCAAGGAUCAAUUGAAAAAUCAGUUGAAAUUUUAUUAUGUUCUUCACCAUGGAUUCAAAAUGCAACAAUAAAAGAAAAUAUAAUAUUUGGUAAACCAUUUAAUUUAAAAAAAUAUAAACAAGUCUUGUAUGCAUGUGCUUUAGAAGAUGAUAUUUCAAUGUUACCAGCUGGUGAUAGAACUGAAAUUGGUGAAAGAGGUAUUACUUUAUCUGGUGGUCAAAAGGCAAGAAUAAAUUUAGCAAGAGCUUGUUAUACUGAUGCUGAUUGUUUAUUAUUUGAUGAUGUUAUUUCUGCAGUUGAUUCAAAAGUUGCAAGACAUAUUGUAAAUCAUUUAUUUAAAGGUUUGUUACGUGAUAAAACUAUUAUUUUAGCUACUCAUCAAUUAAGUAUAUUGGAUUUUGCAGAUAAAGUUGUAUUUGUAAAUAAUGGAUCAGUUGAUGUUGGAACUGUAAAUGAUUUAAUGAUUGAUAAUAAAGAUUUUAGAAAAUUAAUAGAACAUGGGGGAGAUUCACAGGGAACAGUGAAGAAGAGCAGCCUUGAAGAAGAUGACCAAGAUUUAUCAGAUUUAAACUCAUUCAAUCAAUCCACUCAACAUCUAGAAAAACUAGACUCAAGUAUAACUGGUAGAACAACAUCAGAUGAAGAAAGAGCAACAAAUGCAAUUUCAUGGUCAAUUUAUAAAAAAUAUAUUGAAUUAGGAAGUGGAAAAUUGGGAAAAUUUGCAAUCCCCAUAUUUUUGAUUUUUGUUAUUAUAGCAACAUUUUGUCAAGUUUUUACAAAUACUUGGUUAUCAUUUUGGAUGGAAAAAAAAUUUAAUAAUAAAACAGACCUGUUUUAUAUUAUAUUUUAUAUAAUAUUUGCUUUUUUAACUGUUAUUUUUACUGCAAUUGAAUUUAGUAUAUUAGCAUAUAUGCAAGAUUGUUCAUCAAAUUUUUUAAAUUUAAAAGCUGUUAAUAAAAUUUUACAUACUCCAAUGUCAUAUAUGGAUAUAACACCAUUAGGUAGAAUAUUAAAUAGAUUUACUAAGGAUACAGAUUCUUUAGAUAAUGAAUUAGGUGAACAAAUGAGAUUAUUCAUAUUCCCAUUAGCUUUAAUUAUUGGUAUAAUUAUAUUAUGUAGUUGUUAUUUACCAUAUUUUAUAAUUGCUGUACCAUUUUUAAUAUUUGCAUUUAUAUUUUUAGCUAAUUUUUAUCAAGGUUCAUCAAGAGAAAUUAAAAGAUUAGAAUCAACUCAAAGAUCAUUAGUUUAUAAUAAUUUUAAUGAAACUUUAACUGGUAUGUUAACUAUAAAAUCUUUUAAAGUUGAACAAGAUUUUAUAACAAAGAAUGAUUAUUUUAUAAAUAAAAUGAAUGAAGCUUAUUAUUUAUCAAUUGCAACUCAACGUUGGUUAUGUGUUCAUUUAGAUAUGAUUACUUCAUGUUUUGCAUUAAUUAUUUGUUUACUUUGUAUAACUGGACAAUUUAAUAUUAGUGCUUCAUCAACUGGGCUUUUGUUAAAUUAUGUUAUUCAAUUAGUUGGAGUAUUAUCAUUAACUAUAAGAUCAAUGACAUCAGUUGAAAAUGAAAUGAAUUCAGUUGAAAGAUUAUAUGAUUAUGCAUUUAAUUUACCUCAAGAAUCUUCUUAUGAAAUUGAUGAAAAUAAAUCACCUCAAAAUUGGCCAUCAUCUGGUUAUAUAACUUUUAAAAAUGUUUAUAUGAAAUAUAGAUCAAAUACUCCAUUAAUUUUAAAAAAUUUAAAUAUAAAUUUUUAUCCUGGUGAAAAAAUUGGAAUAUGUGGUAGAACAGGAGCAGGAAAAUCUUCAAUAAUGAAUGUAUUAUAUAGAAUUACAGAAUUAGAAAGUGGUAAAAUUGAAAUUGAUGGAAUUGAUAUUUCAAAAUUGGGAUUAUAUGAUUUAAGAUCAAAAUUAUCAAUUAUACCUCAAGAACCAGUAUUAUUUCAAGGUACUAUAAGAAAAAAUUUAGAUCCUUUUAAUGAACAUUUAGAUGGUACAUUAUGGAAAGCAUUAUAUAGAUCAGGACUUUUAAGUGAGGAUCAAUUUUUUCAACAACAACAAUUAAAUUCUCAAGAAAUUUCAAAAAAUUUUAAAUUUCAUUUAGAUCAAAUAGUUGAUGAUGAAGGAAAUAAUUUUUCAUUAGGUGAAAAACAAUUAAUUACAUUAGCAAGAGCAUUAGUUAGAAAUUCCAAGAUAUUAAUAUUAGAUGAAGCAAGUUCAUCAGUUGAUUUAUCAACAGAUUUAAUGAUUCAAAAAACAAUAAAAUCAGAAUUUAAAAAUUGUACUGUUAUUUGUAUUGCUCAUAGAUUAAAAACUUUAUUAAAUUAUGAUAGAAUUAUUGUAAUGGAUAAUGGUGAAAUUAUUGAAAAAGGUGAACCUUUUAAAUUAUUUAAUAAAAAAGAUGGAAUUUUUAGAUCAAUGUGUGAUAAAGCAAAUAUUAAUGAAAAUGAUUUUUAG